Messenger RNA from Octodon degus (degu), 1746 nucleotides. It is a transcript of the gene Babam2, whose product is annotated as BRISC and BRCA1 A complex member 2. The coding region runs from base 132 to 1442 and encodes 436 amino acids. The transcript is spliced from 13 exons. The record is from RefSeq and is a predicted model, not a curated record. Lineage: Eukaryota; Metazoa; Chordata; Mammalia; Rodentia; Octodontidae. Gene Ontology annotation, biological process: double-strand break repair. Gene Ontology annotation, cellular component: BRCA1-A complex; BRISC complex.
GCAUCGGGCCCGCGGUGCGCGCUCGGGUCGCGGUGUGUUGGUCGGGGGCGCGCUCGGGUAACCUGUACCCCACGUAAUCGCCGGUUACCGAUCGGACUAAGUUCCAGUGGUGACAUACAAGUCAAGUUGAAAUGUCCCCAGAAGUGGCCUUGAACCGAAUUUCUCCUAUACUGUCCCCAUUCAUAUCUAGUGUGGUCCGGAAUGGGAAAGUGGGACUGGAUGCUACAAAUUGUUUGAGGAUAACGGACUUGAAAUCUGGCUGUACUUCACUGACUCCUGGACCUAACUGUGACCGAUUCAAACUGCACAUACCGUAUGCUGGAGAAACGUUAAAAUGGGAUAUCAUUUUCAAUGCCCAGUACCCAGAGCUGCCCCCUGAUUUUAUCUUUGGAGAGGAUGCCGAAUUCCUGCCAGACCCGUUGGCUCUACACAAUCUCGCCUCCUGGAACCCCACAAACCCUGAGUGUCUCUUGCUUGUGGUGAAGGAGCUGGUGCAGCAGUAUCACCAGUUUCAGUGUAGCCGCCUCCGCGAGAGUUCACGCCUCAUGUUUGAGUACCAGACGCUGCUGGAAGAGCCUCAGUAUGGAGAGAAUAUGGAAAUUUAUGCUGGAAAGAAGAACAACUGGACUGGUGAAUUUUCAGCUCGUUUCCUUUUGAAGUUGCCAGUGGAUUUCAGUAAUAUUCCUACAUAUCUUCUCAAGGAUGUAAAUGAAGAUCCUGGUGAAGAUGUAGCCCUUCUUUCUGUCAGUUUUGAGGACACUGAAGCCACCCAGGUGUACCCCAAGCUGUACUUGUCACCCCGAAUUGAGCAUGCUCUGGGAGGCUCUUCAGCUCUCCACAUCCCAGCUUUUCCAGGAGGAGGAUGUCUCAUUGAUUAUGUUCCUCAAGUGUGCCACCUGCUCACCAACAAGGUGCAGUAUGUGAUUCAAGGGUAUCACAAAAGAAGAGAAUAUAUUGCUGCUUUCCUCAGUCACUUUGGCACAGGUGUUGUGGAAUAUGAUGCAGAAGGCUUUACAAAACUCACUCUACUGCUGAUGUGGAAAGACUUUUGUUUUCUUGUACACAUUUAUAAGAUGGCUAUCUGUAAGCACACAGCUGAAUUCUCUGUGAAGUGCCUGGCCAUGCCAGAGAUGAAAGGAAAAAGCUGCCUCCCAUUCAUGGACUUCUUGGGGGAAACAUACACCUUAGGAUUUUCAGCCAUUGUCCCAUUGAUCUGCCCUUGUUUUUUCCUCGAGAUCAGCCAACACUCACGUUUCAGUCCGUCUAUCAUUUUACCAACAGUGGACAGCUUUACUCCCAAGCCCAAAAAAAUUAUCCAUACAGCCCCAGAUGGGACGGAAAUGAAAUGGCCAAAAGAGCAAAAGCUUAUUUCAAAACCUUUGUCCCUCAGUUCCAGGAGGCUGCAUUUGCCAAUGGAAAGCUCUAGGAAACACCAGUGUUGAAAGGUGGCCAGCCAGACUGCAUGGUCCACAUGCGUGUCAGCACACAUGGCUGCUUCCUGGAAGCCGCCUGGAGCGUCUUCACUGCAGUGUUCUGCUCACACAGCAAGUCCGCUCGCCCCAGGCAGCCCGCUCUGCUGGAGCCCGAACUCCAGCUGCCUGGUGGUACCCUGGAUCCUAGCGCCCAUCGCUGCUGGUUGUUCCCUCUUCUUUCAUUAUAUUUCUUAGCUGGAAGAAAUAAACUCACAAGUGGUAAUGCAGUAAUUUUCCAGGAAAAGUAAAACGUCAUAAAUACACACAGCCUUCU